Molecule: messenger RNA, 387 nt
Organism: Asparagus officinalis (garden asparagus)
Lineage: Eukaryota; Viridiplantae; Streptophyta; Magnoliopsida; Asparagales; Asparagaceae
Product: alpha-L-arabinofuranosidase 1-like
Exons: 4
Coding region: 1-387 (128 amino acids)
Molecular function (GO): alpha-L-arabinofuranosidase activity
Source: RefSeq, a predicted model, not a curated record
AUGAUCGGCCUUCAGAGGACAACUUCUGGUGUCUUGUUUUGUGCUCUGUUCUCGAUAUCAGCUUAUUGUCAGAGCUUUGCCUAUGAUUUGGAAGUAAAUCAGACAGCAUUCCUCAAGAUAGAUGCAUCACCACAAUCAGGGCGGAAGAUUCCUGACCAUCUAUUUGGUAUAUUUUUUGAGGAGAUCAACCAUGCAGGAGCUGGUGGGAUAUGGGCAGAGCUUGUCAGCAACAGAGGAUUUGAAGCUGGAGGGCCAAACACUCCUUCAAACAUUGAUCCAUGGGGCAUCAUUGGGAAUGAAACUUUCAUUAAUGUGUUAACUGAUUGGUCAUCUUGUUUCAAUCGUAACAAAGUUGCCCUUCGUAUGGAAUGGUGUUGGCGUAUAUAA